AUGAAGUCGGCUGUUUUUGGCAGGGCUGGAGCUCAGAGCCUCCGCUCGGUGAGCAAGACGUCCCAACGGAUGAGUAUGGGCACUCUCGCCACCUUCAAGACACCCAAGGUGGCCAACGAGCCAAAUCAUCACUACGCCAAAGGCAGUGCUCAGCGCCAGGGCUUGACUGCGGCGAUUGAGAGCUUCCAGAAAAAGGUCCCCAUUGAGGUUCCCGUCGUUGUUGGUGGCAAAGAGAUCAAGACUUCUGCCGUCUCCCACCAGCUCAACCCGUCCGACCACGCCAGCAAGGUCGCCAACUAUCACACUGCCACGACGGCCGACGUCAACAAGGCCAUUGAAGCUGCUCUGGCUGCCAAGCCCGCGUGGGAGGCUCUCCCCUUCUCCGACCGUGCCGCCGUCUUCCUCAAGGCCGCCGACCUCAUUGCCAACAAGUAUCGCUAUGAGAUCAUGGCCGCCACCGUGCUCGGCCAGGGCAAGAAUGCGUGGCAGGCCGAGAUUGACGCUGCCGCCGAGCUGGCAGACUUUUUCCGCUUCAACGUCCACUAUGCCCAGGAGCUCCUCACUCAGCAACCGGAGCACAACUCUCCCGGCCUGUGGAACCGCCUCGAGUACCGUCCUCUCGAGGGUUUCGUCUACGCCGUGAGCCCCUUCAACUUUACAGCUAUUGCAGGCAACCUGCCCGGUGCCCCGGCCUUGAUGGGCAACGUCGUCGUCUGGAAGCCCAGUGACUUUGCCAUUGCCUCCAACUGGCUGGUCUACCAGAUCCUCCUCGAGGCUGGCCUGCCCAAGGACGUCAUCCAGUUCGUCCCCGGUAACCCGGUCGAGAUUACCAAGACGGUCCUUGCCCACAAGGAGUUCACCGGUCUUCACUACACUGGCAGCACAGCCGUCUUCCGCCAGCUGUACGGCGCCAUUGGUCAGGGCGUUGCCGAGGGCCGCUACCGAUCGUACCCCCGAAUUGUUGGCGAGACGGGCGGCAAGAACUUCCACUUGAUUCACCCUUCGGCCGACAUUGACAAUGCCGUCAUGCACACCAUCCGCGGUGCCUUUGAGUUCCAGGGCCAAAAGUGCAGCGCCACGUCUCGCCUCUACGUCCCCAAGUCCAUCUGGCCCGAGUUCAAGCAGAAGCUCGCCGCCGAGGUUGACAAGCUCAACGUUGGCGAGCCCUGGAACCACACCAACUUUUGCGGCCCUGUCAUCCACGCGGCUUCCUUCAAGAAGCUGUCUGGUGCCAUUGACGAGGCCAAGACCGACAAGGAGAUCCAACUCGUCGCCGGCGGCAAGUAUGACUCGUCCAAGGGCUACUUUGUCCACCCAACCGUUUUCCAGACCACCAACCCUGCGCACAAGUUCCUGUCUACCGAGUUCUUUGGCCCCAUCCUGACCACCUACGUGUAUGACGAUGCCGCUCCCGACGCCUUUGGCAAGGCCUGUGAGCUUGUCGACUCGACCUCCGAGUACGGUCUUACGGGUGCUGUCUUUGCAAGCGACCGCGAGGCCAUCCGCUUCGCCGAGGACAAGCUGCGCAACGCCGCCGGCAACUUUUACAUCAACUGCAAGAGCACUGGUGCCGUUGUUGGCCAGCAGGCCUUUGGUGGUGCCCGCGCAUCCGGUACCGACGACAAGGCCGGCAGCUCCAACUUGCUCACCCGAUUUGUCAACAUUCGCGCUCUCAAGGAAGAGUUUAACGCAACCACAAAGGUUCCCUAUCCCAGCAAUGAGGCGUAA
Molecule: messenger RNA, 1728 nt
Organism: Pochonia chlamydosporia 170
Lineage: Eukaryota; Fungi; Ascomycota; Sordariomycetes; Hypocreales; Clavicipitaceae
Product: delta-1-pyrroline-5-carboxylate dehydrogenase, mitochondrial precursor
Exons: 3
Coding region: 1-1728 (575 amino acids)
Cellular component (GO): mitochondrial matrix
Molecular function (GO): L-glutamate gamma-semialdehyde dehydrogenase (NAD+) activity
Source: RefSeq, a predicted model, not a curated record